Messenger RNA from Rotaria socialis, 393 nucleotides. The record is from the annotation of a GenBank genome assembly. NCBI's taxonomy places the organism in Eukaryota, Metazoa, Rotifera, Eurotatoria, Philodinida, Philodinidae.
AUGGUACUACGUGUCUAUUUUGUUUCAACAACAGGCCGUCGUGAUAUACGUAAAGGACAGAUUCAUGUAUUUUCAGUACUCAGUUCAUGGAAAUAUAAUUAUACAGCAAUUGAUAUAGCUGCACCAGAAAAUGAAAAUGAACGAAAUUUUGUUAUUGAUACUGGUAAAAAAUCUGAAGAUGGUAAAGUUGUUCUACCACAAAUAUUUCAAGAAGAAAAAUGCUGUGGAGAUUAUUUGGAUUUUCUAAAUGCAAUUGAACUCGAAAAAUUACAAACAUUUCUCAGAGAAUUAAAUGAACAAGAUCUUACUGCAAUGAAACAACAAGAACAAAUAUCAAAUGAAGAAACUAUGAAAGAUACCCACAACGAAGCAAAACUAACUCAGGAAAAUUAA